GCCGGCCUUCUCCACAACCGCUCCCUCAGGCCGCGUCCCCGGCUGCGACCACAACACUCACCACCAACAACACCACUACUACGUUAUGUCCGAGCAAGGAUUGCAUGAUUCCAUCAUCUGAAUUCUUCAAUAUGGAAGAACUUGAACGACUAAAAAACAAUUACAACGAUGGCGGACUGGAAGCAGUAAUACCAGAGAUCAAGAAUAAAUUAGAUGACCUGAGUAAUGCACAACAUAAUAUCGCAGUUAUAGGUGAAAAGUGUGCAGGCAAAUCUACCUUUAUUGCUGCAAUAAUAGGCUUUGAGAUAAAUGAGGAGGAAAAGGUUGAUAAUGAGGAAACUAAUGAGCCUAUUGUACAUCCCCAUCCGAUUCUGCCUCAUGUUCGUUUUGCAGAACUUCCAGCAAUAGAUUCUGAACUACUGUCGAGUGAGUACCUAAAAAUGGUAAAUAUUGAGAGAUAUGAUUUGUUCAUCGUCAUGUCAGAAUGCCAAUUUAAAGGAAAGGAGGGGGCAGUUGCCAAAGCAGUGCAACAAGAGGGUAAACAACUGUACUUUGUUCAGUCCAAAGUUGACAAUGACCUCCCUCCGCUGGAAAUGGACGGUGCAGCUUUGAACAAAGAACUGGAGAAGAUCAGGAAGGACUGUGUUACCACCUUGGAAGAGGUGGGAGUUACGUCACCAGCAGUUUUUCUGAUUUCCUGCUUUCACCAGGAUGAUUAUGAUUUCCCCGCUCUAAAGGGCAUCUUCGCAAAUGACCCGUGUAGCGUUAAGAAGAUUGCUUUCUUGCUGUCACUCCCAAACGUGACUUCAAACGUAAUAGAAGAGAAGAGAAGAAUGUUGGAGAAAAAAAUAUGGAUGACUGCAGCGCUUGCAGGGGCAGUGGGAGCCGUGCCAGUUCCUGGCAUGUCCUUUGCCACUGGGAUUGGACUGGUGGUCGCGGGGUUGGUGUACCUCUGGCACCAUCGCGAUCUCCGUGACAAGUGCCUGCAAAGACUGGCGGAUGCCAGUGGUAAACCCUUGGCACUGUUGAAAACCGAAAUUCAAUCUCCAGGUAAAAUAUCCCGGGCACUUAUCAAAAUAGCGCUAGGUGUUACCGCUGUUGUUUGCACAAUAGCCGAGUUCAAGUUUGUCUUCACACCAUUGAUUAUUUCUGUUUUUGGAGCUAUUUCUUCUUUUUGUUUCACAGCCUUGUUAUUAAAGGAUUCACUGAACGAGCAAGUGAAUACCGCUCAAUUAGCAGUGAAAACUGCUUUUGAAAGUGAUUGAAGCAUGUUCCAGAUUAUUUAACUGACA
Messenger RNA from Amblyraja radiata (thorny skate), 1292 nucleotides. Its product is annotated as interferon-inducible GTPase 5-like. Gene Ontology annotation, cellular component: membrane. Lineage: Eukaryota; Metazoa; Chordata; Chondrichthyes; Rajiformes; Rajidae. Bases 105 to 1265 code for a protein of 386 amino acids. The transcript has 2 exons. Gene Ontology annotation, molecular function: GTP binding. The record is from RefSeq and is a predicted model, not a curated record.